Cornus florida is the source of this 1794-nucleotide messenger RNA. Its product is annotated as desmethyl-deoxy-podophyllotoxin synthase-like. The transcript is spliced from 2 exons. NCBI's taxonomy places the organism in Eukaryota, Viridiplantae, Streptophyta, Magnoliopsida, Cornales, Cornaceae. The record is from RefSeq and is a predicted model, not a curated record. Gene Ontology annotation, molecular function: iron ion binding; oxidoreductase activity, acting on paired donors, with incorporation or reduction of molecular oxygen; monooxygenase activity. Bases 246 to 1790 code for a protein of 514 amino acids.
UCUUGUAUUAUAACUUAUAAGUCAAUAUACCUUCCCAAAAAAAAAAAAAAAAAAAAACAACUUAUAAGUCAAUAUUAAUUACAAUUAAUUGAGUUUAGCACAACAUAAAAAAUACAAUAUCUUCUUGUAAUUUUUAAGCGAAGACUAAAGCUGCUACAGAUAGAUAAUAGUGCCUAUAAAUUAAGCGUUGAGAAAAUAAGAGGAGCAUUUAGAAACAAACUAUCAAAUCUCUUUCCUUCCCCCUAAUGGAGCUUCAGCUACCCUCACUUCCUCUAUUCUUUACCUUCCUCCUUUUCUUGUCCCUGCUUGUAAAGCAUUGGAAGCAAUCCAAAGCUAAAAGUCCAACCCAAAAAUUGCCUCCAGGGCCAAGGAAACUUCCUGUCAUCGGUAACUUGCACCAGUUAAUUGGCUCACUGCCUCAUCACUCCUUGAGAGAUUUGGCAAACAAAUAUGGACCCAUCAUGCACCUACAACUUGGUGAGGUUUCUGCUCUUGUCAUUUCAUCGCCAGAAGCAGCCAAAGAGGUGAUGAAGACCCAUGACCUCACCUUCGCAACCAGGCCAGAUGUUCUCGCUUGCAAGAUUAUGUCAUAUGACAAUCAAAAUAUUGUUUUUGCUCCCUAUGGCCAGUACUGGAGACAAAUUCGAAAAAUUUGCAUAUUGGAGCUCUUAAGUGCAAAGCGUGUUCAGUCAUUUAGAUCACUAAGAGAAGAGGAAGUACACAAUCUUAUUGAUUCCAUUUCCUCGUCGCCAGGAAUUCCCAUCAAUCUUAGUCAGAAGAUCUCCUCAAUGACCAAUGACAUAAUUGCAAGGGCGGCCAUCGGUAAGAAGUGCAAAGACCAGGAUGAAUUCAUAUCGGUGGUCGAGGAAGUUAUAAAGUUGUCCUCGGGGUUUGAUGUGCAUGAUAUAUUCCCAUCGCUCAAGUUCCUUCAUUUGAUUUGUGGAGGGAAGCCUAAUCUGGAGAAACUUCACCAAAGGCUUGACAAGAUUUUUGAUGAUAUCAUCAAUGAGCACAAACUGAGAAGGAAAACCACAACCAUCAAUGGUGAGGAAGACCUAGUCGACGUGCUUCUGAAUCUUCAGGAGAGAGGUGACCUUGAAUUUCCUAUCACAACAGACAACAUCAAAGCUGUCAUUCUGGACAUGAUCGCCGCAGGUACUGAGACUUCAUCAACAGCCACAAUAUGGACACUGUCAGAAAUGAUGAGAAAUCCAGGAAUAAUGGAGAAGGCACAAGCUGAAGUGAGACAAGUUCUUAAAGGAAAGAGCAAAAUUGAGGAGAUGGACAUUUGGGAACUACAUUACUUGAAAUUGGUUAUCAAAGAAACUCUAAGAUUGCACCCGCCUGCUCCCUUGUUAGUCCCUAGAGAAGCAAGGGAAAGAUGUGAAAUUAAUGGUUAUGACGUACCCAUUAAAACCAAAGUCAUUGUUAAUGCGUGGGCAAUAGGGAGAGAUCCAAAAAGUUGGACAAAUGCCAAGUGCUUUGAACCGGAGAGGUUUCGUGGUUCUUCUAUUGAUUUCAAAGGGACAAACUUUGAAUAUAUCCCAUUUGGGGCUGGGAGAAGGAUAUGUCCAGGCAUAUCAUUUGGAAUUGCAAAUAUUGAACUUCCACUUGCUCAACUUCUAUACCACUUUGAUUGGAAACUCCCAAAUGGAAUCAAACCAGAAGAAUUUGACAUGAAGGAAACCUUUGGAGCAACUGCUCGGAGAAUAAAUGACUUGCACUUAGUUGGCACCCCUUAUAUUCCGUCAAUUCAGGAGAACCGUGAAAUGGCUGGGACAAAUAGUUAAAUUA